UGUGGGAUCAGUUCCUCCGAAUAGGUCAUAAUGAAUUACAUGAAAUCAUUAUUGGUGCUUUGUUUAGUGGGGUGUUGCCUGGCUGCUCCUAAACCCAUCGAUUGGGAUAGCUUUGGUAGAAAAGUUAAAGAUUUCGGCCAUAAAGUACACGAUAAGCUCCACGAAGUUAAAGAGAAAAUCCUCCCCGCCGCAAAAUCAACAUGCGAAUUCGUCAAUUCGAUCUCACCCGAUACUCAGCAAGAUAACUUCGGUGGUUACUACCCGCAGCAACGCAGAAGUUUCCCCGAUAUUCACAGUUUCAAAAAUCAGUAUCAUAAUACUCAUUUUGGCGGAUUUCCUCAAUUUCCCAGUGACUUCCACAAGCCUCAUUUUCAUCAUGGAUUCGACCAACACUCGAAUUUCCCUAAAUUUCACCCAUUCCAUAAAUUCUUCCCGAACCACCACUUUCCCACUUCUCACCCAUUCCCCUCAAUACCAAGUUACACCCCAUCACCACCUAUUGCGGAACAUCCAACAGGAGACGUUAACACCAUGGCACCCCCACCAAAUCCCCCAAUGGGUGGUUUCGAUCUCGUGAAACCUGGCACAACGACAACAAAAGUGGAUUUCAACGAAUUCUUCACCGUUCCACCGUCACCAUCCAGUUCCGAAGCCGGAGAUGCUGUCGCUCAUCCAACCUCACCCGUUUUCACCAGCUCAGUAACGUCGGAAUCUACUAUAAAUUUCGAUUUACCGGCGGACUCAGACGAGCAAGGUGGUUCGAACGACGAUGAAACGCCUCUGUUUCCGGAUAACAGCGGCGAACAAGGGGAUUCACAGGAGGAUCCAGAUUUUCCGUUUCUUAAUAACAACGAUAACACUGGCGGUUUCGAUAACGCAGCUCCUCCGGUUAGUGAAAAUACCAUUGAGGAAGGUGGUGCUGAUAACGAUAAUGUAUUUCCCCAAUUUAAUAAUGGGGAAAAAUUGGACAAUGGUGGACAGCUUCCUGAUGAAACUAUUGAACAGGCUGAUAUGAACGUUGAUGAUGAUAUUCCACCAUUCAUUGCUCCCAAAGAUGAAAAUGGAGUUGAAAAUAACGACGGAUUCGUCCCUCAAAAUUUCUUCAAUAAUUUCGAAGUAGUAGAUCAGAGACCAGUGUUGCCUAUUAACUCCAGAGCACGCGGUCAUUAUUAUUAAUUACCCAUAAUGUUCGUUAAUUUACUGAGUGGGUAAAUAUUUUAAUUGUUAAAAUAUACAGAAAUGUAAGUAAUUGUGUCUCCUUACCAUGUACGACUAGAUUUAAUAAAAUUUAACGUAGGUACACAACCUACUUAUUUUUCAAUUUCUUUUGUAAUUAAAUCGAAGUAGAA
This is a messenger RNA of Phyllotreta striolata, 1349 nucleotides long. The record is from the annotation of a GenBank genome assembly. NCBI's taxonomy places the organism in Eukaryota, Metazoa, Arthropoda, Insecta, Coleoptera, Chrysomelidae.